UAUCGCUAGGGAUUUAAACAAAAAUUGCAGUUUAGCAUUUAAAGUGCAGUAUAUCAAUAGUUGCGUGGAACGUUAUGGCUGAACUGUAACCGGCCGAGCUUGUGGGCAAUUAGCGCUGCAGACUUUGUGACGUCAGACAGCAAAGUUCAAAGCUUUGUGACGUCACAACGUUGGCUCGUCACGUUUGAUUGAUUAAACUUACCUACAUACAUCUUUUUCGUAUGUUGAAUAUUUUAUUCCUUAGCGAUAAAACAGAGUUUUAGUUCACAAUUUACUGCAGUUCUGAUGGAUUUGUCCAUCUCAUACGAGUGUCGAUUACGAUACGAAUCGAUUCGUAACUAAUCGUACUAAGCCUACCGAUCUCAACAUUUAAUAUCGACGCUGUCAAUAUACACUUUUUUGUCUACUACAAAUGUUUCCUGUAGAUAUCGAUUAUUUACUCGAUAUUAAUUCGAUUGCGUAUUCAACAAUAAAAACGAUAACCGACGUUAACAGAAUUGUUUACUUCCCACACGGGGAAGUGAGGUAAUUUUAAUUUUAAUGAUUUUGUUCAUAGAAGUGGAAGGAAGCAACUUACCGACAAUAUUGCGAUAAUCUAUUUUAUUCGUUAUUCUGGUUUGUAUCGUUGAAGAGAGUUGUACAAAAUGAAUCGUUUAGUGUAUACGUUAAUACUAAUCUCGAUUGAUUAUACAGAGUGUUUACAAUACGAUAGAUUUAGUGGAGAAACGGUCGAUGGUGAAAGAUUGAAGGAGCUUCGACUAUCAAAUGCGACAUCAAUUUGUACGAUAUACAUUAAACCGUGUGUUCCCCACGAAGGCAGUAGAAUUGACGGUACUUGUAAUAAUUAUAAAUAUCCAUCAUUGGGUGCUGCUAAGGGACCUUACGCAAGACUGUUGAAACCUGACUAUGCUGAAAAUGGUGAUGUAAGACUCAGUAAGAAUGGGAAACCGCUACCCUCAGCGAGGCAGGUCCGGACAUUCCUGCAGAGUACGGGUCGUGUCACCGACAAGAUUACAUUCAAUGUCGCCGCUGUUCACUAUUUAGAUUUUAUCAACAGAGAUGUCAGCGUUUUAUUUGAACCAAUUGAUUAUCUCACAAAGGGGAAGGAUUGUUGCCAUCAAACGGAGGCAAAGGACCCUCGCUGCAUGCCGAUAGAAGUACCAGACAAUGACCCUUACCUUAAAGUUACAGACAUACGAUGUCUCAAUUUUUCUCGUGCGGAAACAUUUCAAGACAUCGGUUGUCUCUCAGAGACAAUGCUACCUGAACAUAUUAACUUACAAACGCCGCUAAUAGAUUUAUCAACAAUCUACGGAGUUGAUGAGCGAUCAAUGAAUUUAGUAAGAAAAUGGGAAAAUGGUCUUUUAUUAAUGGAAGAAAGAAAAGGACGUAAUGUGCCUCUUGUAAACCUAACCAAAAAGUUAUGUAUUCAGAAUGUGGGGAAUGAAACCAACUGUUAUACCUUUGGUUUUCCAGAGGUUGGUAAUUUCGAUUUAAGAACGACCAGUUUUACCAUAUUUUUCAUGAGGGAACAUAAUCGUAUUGCUAAAAUUCUACACGAAUUAAAUCCAUGCUGGAAGGACGACCGGCUUUUUAAAGUCGCCCGUCAAAUAAAUGUGGCGACAGCGACCAAUAUAUUCUUGUACGAGCUUCUACCGCUCUUGUUAGAUAGAAGAAAUAUGAUUAGUUAUGGGUUAAUAUCUAAUCGGAAGUCUCAAGUGAGUGCGUACGAUGAAACCGCGAUACCUCUGGUCUUCGCGGAGUACGAGAUUGCGACAAGAUUCUUUCAUACAUUAAUUGAUGGAAGAAUAAAGAAAUACGAUAAGAAUUACAACUAUGUAGAUGAAUUAACCUACAGUGAUAGUCUAUUCAGACAAGACCUUUUAGAACAGAAUGGAAAUUUUGAAGAAAUAAAUCGCGGUACUUUCUAUCAGAAUGCUGCUAAAAUGGACGAUAUUCAGGAUCCAGAGAUUUCUGAACGUUACUUCGGUAAUUUACAAAAGGCUUACGACCAAACGGCAAGUGAUAUACAAAGAAGCAGGGAUUUAGGUAUGAGAGGGUACAAUGAAUACAGAAAUAUAUGCGGUUUGAAAACGGCAAAGACUUUUGAAGAUUUCGCGGAUGUUAUCGAUAUAGAGAAAGUGGAACUAUUAAAGCAUUUAUAUGAAGACGUAGAUGAUGUUGACUUGCUGGCUGGUAUAAUGAGUGAAAAUUACAUUAAAAAUACAUUUGUUGGACCGACAUUAUUUUGUAUAAUGGCGCGACAAAUGAACGUAUACAGAUUUGGAGAUAGAUAUUGGUUUGAAAGGGGAGAUCAAUAUCAUAGUUUUACACCACGCCAAUUACAAGAGAUCAAGAAAACGAAUUUAGCUCGCCUCGCGUGUGAUAAUGCUGAGGGGAUCAAAUACAUACAACCGCAGGCUUUUCUCAACGUACAGACAUACAAUGCCCCAGUGUCCUGUUCCCGAAUACCGGGCGCGGAUCUAACAAGUUGGUACGACAAAAAUUGUUACAAGACUGAAGACAAAUCUAUUGAAUUUGGCCGUGAAAAAUCUAAUGAAUUUUACAUACAUGUCACGUAAUAUUUGUGUUUUUAAUUAUGGUGAUUGUAAGUGUUGUUAUAAUAGACAUCUGAUUUUACAACAUACUUAUUUU
Molecule: messenger RNA, 2655 nt
Organism: Papilio polytes (common Mormon)
Lineage: Eukaryota; Metazoa; Arthropoda; Insecta; Lepidoptera; Papilionidae
Product: peroxidase-like
Exons: 12
Coding region: 645-2582 (645 amino acids)
Biological process (GO): response to oxidative stress
Molecular function (GO): heme binding; peroxidase activity
Source: RefSeq, a predicted model, not a curated record